Molecule: messenger RNA, 387 nt
Organism: Anisakis simplex (herring worm)
Lineage: Eukaryota; Metazoa; Nematoda; Chromadorea; Rhabditida; Anisakidae
Source: the annotation of a GenBank genome assembly
AUGGACAUAACACUGCUGUCAUCAUUGGUUCGUGCCAUAAACCACUCAUCAAACGAUGUGAAAAGGUUGUCUGCACUCGGAGUUCAUCAUGUUGCUGUCAAGCAGUUAUCACCGAUCGAAAUGAAGACUGUUAUACCGAUGAUGGUGAAUGGAACGAAGGAGAAGAAUACGGCUGUUCGUGUUGCGUGUGAGCAUGCGCUUAUUGAUGCGUUGAAAUUGCGUGUGAGCAAUUCGAAUGUUUACGAUGAAUAUCUGUCAACAUUGGAGGGUGCUGCUCGUGAUGUUUUGGCUGAAACACAUCGACAGUUGGUGAAAUCGAUUAAACAACAGCCGUCAGAUCCUUCAAUGAAUGUUCAAGAAAUCUCUGAUAUUGUCUGUGUUCCUUGA